Molecule: messenger RNA, 718 nt
Organism: Sinocyclocheilus grahami
Lineage: Eukaryota; Metazoa; Chordata; Actinopteri; Cypriniformes; Cyprinidae
Product: gastrula zinc finger protein XlCGF49.1-like
Exons: 1
Biological process (GO): regulation of transcription by RNA polymerase II
Cellular component (GO): chromatin; PcG protein complex; transcription regulator complex
Molecular function (GO): DNA-binding transcription factor activity, RNA polymerase II-specific; RNA polymerase II cis-regulatory region sequence-specific DNA binding
Source: RefSeq, a predicted model, not a curated record
AUGAAGAUGUUUUUUUUUAUUUCUGGUAAUUUUUCUAUUUGCAUGUGUUUUCUGAAGUUGCAACGCGUUGAGCUCUCUCUCAGCCACCGUAGCUAUAACUUUACAUUUAUCAAAUUUUUUAAUGAUUGAAUUAUAUUGUAACAUUUUUUUAACUUUAAUUUCAGGUCUAAUGGAGAAGAAAAAACAUGUCAAAACUAGAGGAAAAACUCACUCACAGACUGAAAGUAUCUCUUUACUGAAAAGAAGAGACAAGAAAAGGUUCACCUGCACUCAGUGUGGAAAGAGUUUCACAUACAAACACAAUCUCGAGAUUCACAUGAGGAUCCACACUGGAGAGAAACCAUUCACAUGUGAUCAGUGCGGGAAGAGUUUCAGACAAUCAUCAAACCUUAAGAGGCACAUGAACAUCCACACUGGAGAGAAACCGUAUGAAUGUGAUCAGUGCGGAAAAACAUUUUCAUGGGCUUCAACCCUGAAGAAUCACCUGAAAGUUCAUUCAAAGGAGAAACCACAUUCAUGUUCUUUCUGUGGAAAGAGUUUUUCAGAUCUGCAGAGUUUAAAAGUUCAUCAGAAGAUACACACUGGUGUGAGAGAAUAUAUGUGCUUUGAGUGUGAGAAGACUUUUAUUACAGCUGAUAAUUUGAAGCGGCAUGAGAGAAUCCACACUGGAGAGAAACCAUACACGUGUUCACACUGCGACAAGAGAUUCAGUCAGUUA